AAUCUCUCCACAAGACUUCCCCAACUCUAAUUACAGCCACGAUUUCUUGCUUUUAGACUGGUAUAUAUUAUUUCCUGAAACCAACCGGCACUGAUUUCUCUUAGGCAUUUCUCAAUGUCUAUCCUACCCCAUCACGAGUGCCUUACAAGGUCUCCAGUCCAUGUUCCCUCGAGCCACCGCAUACGUGUGAUAUGUUCAGCCACCAUCACCACCAAAUCCAAGCCCAAACCAACAAUUGAACCUGUUGUAAACCCACAAAACUUGGUUAAACCCGUUGUCUCUCCUGUGCUUAAUGACCUUAGUCUGCAAUCAACAUGGUCUCACCGGAUAUGGGUAGCAACUGGGUGCACCACUGUGCUCAUUUCCCUAGCCAAAGCCAUAUUGGCUGCAGCUGAUUCGCAUAUAUGGCUCCAACCCAUGUUAGCAGGCUAUGUUGGGUACAUUUUAGCUGACCUUGGCUCUGGUGUCUACCACUGGGGAAUAGAUAACUAUGGUGAUGCAUCAACACCCAUCGUCGGAACUCAAAUUGAUGCAUUUCAAGGCCAUCAUAAGUGGCCAUGGACAAUCACCAGACGCCAAUUUGCUAACAAUUUACAUGCUCUAGCAAGGGCAGUAGCAUUCUUCGUGUUGCCUAUAGACCUACUCUGUAAUGACCCUGUAAUCCAUGGCUUUGUUAGUGUGUGCUCUGUCUGUAUUAUGUUUAGCCAGCAGUUUCAUGCUUGGGCUCAUGGCACUAAGAGCAAGUUGCCACCAUUAGUGGUGGCAUUGCAGGAUGCUGGAUUGCUGGUUUCGCGUACACAGCAUGCUGCACAUCAUCGGCCACCUUACAACAACAAUUACUGCAUAGUAAGUGGAGUUUGGAAUGAAUUUUUGGAUAAGCAGAAGGUUUUUGAGGCACUAGAGAUGGCUUUGUUUUUUCAGCAUGGUGUGCGACCUAGGUCUUGGAGCGAGCCUACCUCUGACUGGACUGAAGAGAUCUUCCGUUCUGUUUAAUAUCCAAGACCUGCGUAUGCAUGCAUGCACGGGCGCACUGUAAAACUUUUUGUAUCAAAGUCAUCAAUUUGGCUGCAAUACAACGGCCAAGAAAAGACCCAAACAUGGCAACCCCGUUGGAGAACUUCCUCAAAAGACGGGGCAAAUUAAAAUAAGAGGACUUGCACCACUCUUAUUUCAUAGGAUAUCAGCCACAAGAAAAGAAUAAAGAGUAAAAAAUUGGAGGCACCUAUGCUUGGAUACUCGACAUUAAAAUUCAGAAAUUGCACAAAUGUUGACGGAAAGUGAUUCUUUUGUAUUAACUUGUGAAGUUUGCAGUUUCAAAUCAUUUUACAUUGCUAGUUCUACUUUCACGCAGGUGAAAGAAUAAAGUAACUUCAAAUUAUCUUUCGCACCUUAUGUUUUUCAAGUACAAGUGCAAUGUGCAUGAGAAAGCUCCAUGUUAAAUAUCAGCCCCUACUGAAGAAGAUAUGGAAGACACACAGGGGAACCAAUAGCGGCGUUUUCCAUCCCCAUGGCCAUCAUCAAUCAUUGCAAGACCCUCCUGCAUCAACCAACAGGGAUUUAUAAAUUCCAUGAAUCCUAUUGUUCAGGAUACAGGACUAGAGAUUAAAGAAAAAAGAAAAAAAAGGCAAACUGAAAAUGGAUAAUCAGAGAUGGUGCCAGCGAAUUACGUCUAAUAAAGUAUCAAGGGCAUCAAUAGCACGGCCAGAUGUCCAAGAAAGUCGCCUCUCUACCUCGUCAACAGUCACAAAGCCUUGAGCCUAUGCAAACACAUAGGUUGAAAAUGCAAUGUAAAUACUUGUUUGAUCAAGGAUGAUAAAAUAUAAGCUGUGGAAAGUAGAAAAACCUGAGCCAGCUCCAAAAUUUCGUUAUGGUCUUUGUU
Messenger RNA from Ricinus communis (castor bean), 1879 nucleotides. RefSeq names its product fatty acid desaturase 4, chloroplastic. Lineage: Eukaryota; Viridiplantae; Streptophyta; Magnoliopsida; Malpighiales; Euphorbiaceae. The coding region runs from base 115 to 993 and encodes 292 amino acids. The transcript has 2 exons. The record is from RefSeq and is a predicted model, not a curated record.